AUGGAUCCGGUACCACCGGGCAUGCUCGAAUACCAGGCGCUGAUGACGCUAGGAAUGUCGGCUGUAGCGGGCUUGCCUGCUGACUUCAACUUUAUCAGUAAGCACGUGAAACUCGUCUGUCGCAAGGAGCGCGGUACCAUUUGUGCCAGCCUCUUCUUCCUGACGAAUUUCGAAUUAGACUGUGUCAUGCUCGAGGGAUAUUGCGAGGGCUUACAGGGGUCAGCAUACAACGGCAUCAAGUUCUAA
Mixia osmundae IAM 14324 is the source of this 246-nucleotide messenger RNA. RefSeq lists its product as uncharacterized. Bases 1 to 246 code for a protein of 81 amino acids. The record is from RefSeq and is a predicted model, not a curated record. NCBI's taxonomy places the organism in Eukaryota, Fungi, Basidiomycota, Mixiomycetes, Mixiales, Mixiaceae. The transcript has 3 exons.